This is a messenger RNA of Cydia fagiglandana, 2211 nucleotides long. RefSeq names its product glyoxalase domain-containing protein 4 (gene Cjhbp). Bases 148 to 999 code for a protein of 283 amino acids. The record is from RefSeq and is a predicted model, not a curated record. NCBI's taxonomy places the organism in Eukaryota, Metazoa, Arthropoda, Insecta, Lepidoptera, Tortricidae. The transcript is spliced from 6 exons.
CGCGCCUCUGUCAUUCGGUUGUCAUACGCCGCGUACUGUGGACGUGACCGUAAUAAUCUGUGAUAAAUAUUAUUAACGACUUUACGUCUAAUAUUGAAAUAUUCUAUAAGUUCUCACUAAUUAUUCUAAGACUUAAAUUGCAUCAAGAUGGUGAACGGCCGUGCGUUGCAUUUCGUGUUCAAAGUGGCUGACAGGACCCUCACAGCAAAAUUCUACCGAGACAUCUUGGGAAUGAAGGUACUUCGUCAUGAGGAAUUCAGCGAAGGGUGUGAAGCGGCCUGCAAUGGACCAUACGCAAAUAGAUGGAGCAAGACUAUGGUAGGCUACGGCCCUGAGGACACACAUUUUGUUGUUGAGCUUACAUACAACUACGGGAUCACACAUUACGAGACAGGCAAUGACUUUAUCGGCCUCACCAUACAGUCCAGCGAGAGUCUGCAGAGAGCUGCGGCCAAUAAUUGGCCAGUGAAGCAACAGAAUGGGAUUAAAUACUUGGAAGCACCUGGUGGAUACAAAUUCUUCAUUGUUGAUAAACCGGAGCCUGUUGGAAAAGACCCAGUUCAAAAAGUGUCGCUAGCCUGCUCUAACCUGGCGAGGUCCAUCGCCUACUGGAACGGCCUGCUGACGCUCAAGAUCUUCGAGAAGAAGGAUAAGUCCGUGGUCGUCGGCUUCAGUGAGGACCAGGCCAAGCUUGAGCUGGUUGAAAUUGCUGAACCCAUAAACCGCGCAAAGGCCUACGGUCGCAUAGCAUUCGCCUGCCCAUUUGACGAGCAGCCGAUCAUCGACCGCAAGAUUCAGGCCGCCAACGAGAAGAUCCUCACCCCCCUCAUCUCACUAGACACCCCUGGAAAGGCUACCGUCCGCGUCAUCAUUCUAGCUGACCCAGACGGCCACGAGAUCUGCUUCGUGGACGACGAGAGUUUCCGCCAGCUGUCCCAGGUGGACCCGGCCAGCGACGCCGAACUCGACAAAUUCAUUAAAUCAGAUAAGUCGCGCUAAGUAAUUCUUUAUCUAUGCCACAAGUAUGUCGAUUAGAUGAUAAUUAUACAUUCGUUCGAGUAUUAUUACUUUGUUGUAUUUGCUAAGACUGAAGCCCAUUUUAUAAAUUCAGGUUAUUUAAUUACUUGGCCACAAUCAAAUUUUAACGUCAAUAUGACUAAAUAAAAAAACAUACAGAUCUAGUGCAUAAUUAUUUUCCAUCGUAUUUUCACGGAAACGUACUAACAUGCCUUGCCAUUUCAGUCAGUCUCAGUACAAAAAGUACUGAGGUUGUCUGAAGUAGCAUGACUAAUACGAACGUUUUCGAGAAAAUACGAUGGAAAAUAAUUAUGCACUACAUCUUUAUGUGAUGUCGGAUAAAAAGGACCCCACAGCAAACAUAGGGUAAAAGUGGUUUCAGUUAAAUCUCACGAAAUUUUAGUAUGAUGCUAAUUUGGCUCUCCUGAUUAUUUUUUUGUAUGGGCACAACUCUCUCAGAAGUAAACUUUCAGAAAUAAUCAAUGUAAUUGUUUUAUACAAAAUAUGUGUUUGUUAACCAUUUUUACGUAAUUCCUCCUCAUGACAGUUGGUGGCUGCAACUUAUAACGUCAGUAACUGUCAGUGCGUGUCAUAACAAUAUAUCGAUUUUAGAAAACAUGUCGCGUAAAUAGAAAAUUAUAUACUUGAUUAUUUCUGAAAGUAUACUUCUGAGAGAGUUGUGCCCAUGCAAAAAAAUAAUUAGAAGAGCCAAAUUAACAUCAUACCAAAAUUUCGUGAGAUUUAACUGAAACCACUUUUUGUUGAACCUAUGUUUGCUGCGGGGUCCUUUGAUGCCAAUGACCUAAACGAUGAACUUUUUGAUACCAUUGUUACCGAUUGUUGUAUUUCGUAUCGAUUUCGAUGCUGGAUUUUUUUAUGAAAUGGGCAUUGGGCACUACUCAAAAGUUUUAGAAUGUUGAAACUUAAGCAUAUUGAGACUUCGCUUCUUCUGGAGCAUUGUGUUGUAAUAAAUACCUUGUAUGUUUUGGUCCGCGAAAAACACUGUAUUUUAUCAAGCUUUCUUAUGUAGUAUUUGUAAGUUGUGCCAACAUCACAAUUUAAGAUUAUCUUUCCCCAAAUUAUUAAUUUAUUGUAUUAAAUUACGUACAAUAUUAAUUAUAUUGUUAAAAUGUUAUUAUACGAGUAUGUUCUGUGUUUAUUAAAGUGAUAUCUUUUAAUAUACAAUUGAAGUAA